CUGUAACGCUACUUCUGACCACGGCUCGUCGAAUUCCGGAAGGUAUUCAUCAAGCUAAAACCGGAGGAUGGGGAACAUGGUCACCAUUCUAUAUGUGUGGCGAUGGACUUCGUGAAUCGACAAUCGGUAUAGUCGGUCUCGGCCGAGUGGCUACUUCGGUGGUCAGGAAAUUGAAGCCGUUCUUGCCCGAGCGUAUUAUUUUCACUGACGUUAAACCCGAUUUGCACCGUGCUGAAGAACUUGGUAUUCACUAUGUAUCGUUCGAUCAUUUACUGCAAGAGAGUGAUUUCGUUAUUCUCACAUGCGCUGCAACCAAGGAAAAUAGGGGAAUGAUGAACAAGGAGGCAUUCGCAAAAAUGAAGAAGACC
Anisakis simplex (herring worm) is the source of this 368-nucleotide messenger RNA. NCBI's taxonomy places the organism in Eukaryota, Metazoa, Nematoda, Chromadorea, Rhabditida, Anisakidae. The record is from the annotation of a GenBank genome assembly.